Molecule: messenger RNA, 498 nt
Organism: Hyaloperonospora brassicae
Lineage: Eukaryota; Oomycota; Peronosporomycetes; Peronosporales; Peronosporaceae
Source: the annotation of a GenBank genome assembly
AUGGAUGACGACAAUAAUUGCGAGGACAGCCGCGUCCGUGGCUGGAAUGCUGGCGGCAGCAGCGGAAAAGCGCGGGGCAAAGGACCGCAGUUUACGCGUGUGAUCCCCAAGUUUCUCCAGAAGUACCACCAGGCGCCGGCGAUCCAGGCCAAAUUCGCGACACUGCCAAAGUUAAGCGACGAAGAAGAGGCAGAGCUGGACGACGUGCAGCAGGCGGCGAUUGACGAGUAUGUGGCUACAACAGAGAAGAAGAAGGAGAAGGGACGUCGUGGGGAGGACAAAGAGAAAGGAUCAAUGUGUACAGGGGACGUAGAUGAUGAUAGAGAUGGCAAGAAGAGGAGGAAAAGAGACUCGACGAGGGGACAGAGUAUCGUGCAAAUGGGCACAGCCAAUACGUUGAAGAACGCCACGAAGAAGACGAAAACGAAGCGCAUACAAAGUGACCGACCAGCGCUUUGCAACAACAAACUGCUCUCGUUCUCAAUGGACGAUGCAUGA